Messenger RNA from Penicillium argentinense, 411 nucleotides. RefSeq lists its product as uncharacterized. Lineage: Eukaryota; Fungi; Ascomycota; Eurotiomycetes; Eurotiales; Aspergillaceae. Bases 1 to 411 code for a protein of 136 amino acids. The transcript has a single exon. The record is from RefSeq and is a predicted model, not a curated record.
AUGCAAGAGCACCUCCCGAAUGCGGCAGGCAGCUCUCGGGACGAAGCGCGGUCAUCUGACCUCCACCUCCAGUCAACACUGUACACUACAGGUACCGGUACACCACUCUGCACUACGCCUACGCCGUACACCGUGUACCAGCACGCCUCCCACUUGAGCAAGUCCACGCCCGAUCAAACCCCAGUUGCCUUCGGGUUCGCCGCCGGGGCGGAGUCCGGCGGCUGCACUCCGAGUGCAUGCAAGAAUGUGGCAAGGAAAUUGCGGCAGCCGCAGCCGCACACGGAACUGAUCCAGGAACUGGCCACAGCUACCAGACCUGACCUCUGGGUAAGGCUACAGUCUCACCGGCCUUCUCCGAGUGUCCGCAACCGCGAAAUCACAAAUAUUACGGCUCACCGGCUGCUGGACUGA